AUGCCCCUUGGCACUCGUCCUUCAUCCUCGUCGUCCUUCGCUCUCUUGACUUGUGUGCUUUUCUGGUCUGUCGCCUCUUGCUCGCCCGUUGAGCAAAAAGAAACAACAAACGACCUGCCAGCCCGCGGCUUGCCAAACAGCUCCAAGUAUCUACCUGUCCAGAUCGGCGGCAUUGUUGCGGCAUACGGAGUCUCCUUGGUGCUGGUCGCCAUCCUCUUACUCUCGCUCUCCAAACGACGCAGGGAACAUCUCCGGGGGAGUGACCUGCCGCCCAGCUACAUCCUACAGCCAAGCUUUCCGCAUCCCGACGGCCAAGUCGUUGUUCCUCCCCUCAUCAUCCCCAAGGCGGAACACUACCAGCCCGGCCCCUACAGCGCCCGCAUCUUCGAUCCAAACAGCGUCCCGGCACCGUACUUCGUGCCGUCGCCAUCUUCUUCGUCUGUCGUCCCGACCACUCUUGGAGUCUCGCCACUUGUCGACCAGUCCAUUGUCGCAGCAGACAGAGCCAUGGCGCAACAACAGCUGGAGGAGAUGUACAAGUACGUCAUGGAGCACGAGGAGGCCAAGCAAAAGGGCAUCAUCCUCGAGUCUCCCGUGGCGUCUCCCAACCCUCAGCGCGAGUCAGCAGCGUCCGACAAGUCCAAGGGUCUUUUGUCCAAGAAGGGCAAGUCCAAGCCCUCGAGCCUGAACCUGGCUGCGGCCAAGGAGGAAAAGUCUCAGUCAAAGACAUCAGCGCUCUUCUCGUCGCUCCUCUCGCCCAAGAAGAAGACGGCCAAGGGCAUUAGCAUUUCGUCUCCCAUCAUGACGCCCAUGUCCGGCACCUUCCCGCAGCACGAGUCCCGAGAGAUGAGCGCCAUCCCACCGAGACACUACGCUCCCCCCCCUCCUCCGCCUAUCCCGACGGACCAGGUGCCUUUCGGUGCCACCAACACCAGGUCGGGUGCCCCCAUAACCCCUGAUAUCUCACCCCAGAGCGUUCAAACCAUUGACGAGCGCAUCGGGGCCUCCCUCGACCGUGCCAACCGAUCGAGGACGACUCUGCCGUACCCUGAGAGAGAUCCCGAGUCUGCUACCUCGGAGAACUCGCAAUCUCCCCUCGUUGGUCUCCCGUCUUCGCCCCGACCCGGCAGCACGUUUCCCUCAUUGCCGUCUUCGCCACGACCCGGUGCCUCCUUCUCGCGUCCCAACCCUCCCUCUGCGGUCCGAACCGGCGGAACGCUCCCUCUUCGUGCCUACGAGGAGCAGCUCGGCUCGCCGUACGUCACUGCCCAGACGACGAAGCAGACCGUCUUUGAGCGAACCGGCCCUCUGUCGCCAGGCGGCGGCAGGACUCCCUUUACCGGAACCGCAGUGCCGUACUCUCCGUAUCAGCCGUUUACUCCUUGCGUACCCAUCACCCCCGGCUUGGUGACCAAGGAAGACCGCAAGCGCAUGAAGCGCAUGGUUCCGAAGACGCCGACCACUGAGCUGGUUAAGAGCUCCGAGGAGAUCUGGUAA
Messenger RNA from Trichoderma reesei QM6a, 1497 nucleotides. RefSeq lists its product as uncharacterized. The record is from RefSeq and is a predicted model, not a curated record. NCBI's taxonomy places the organism in Eukaryota, Fungi, Ascomycota, Sordariomycetes, Hypocreales, Hypocreaceae. The transcript is spliced from 2 exons. The coding region runs from base 1 to 1497 and encodes 498 amino acids.